Messenger RNA from Prorocentrum cordatum, 180 nucleotides. The record is from the annotation of a GenBank genome assembly. Lineage: Eukaryota; Dinophyceae; Prorocentrales; Prorocentraceae.
GCCUACUACAAGAUGAACUCGAACUCGGGCAAGGACAACACCGUCGACAACCCGGACCAGCGAAUACAGGAGGACACCCUCACGUUCGUCACGGAGCUUAACAAUUUCACCUUCAGCGUCAUCUCCGCGGUCGUGACCUUGGUGAGCAGCUCUGUGCUCAUCUGGACCGUCGUCCCCCAG